AUGAUAUCUGCUCUUGAUUGCUUUAUUUUAAUAUUUCAACUUUUAUCAAGUUUAUUAUAUACAUCAAUUGCUUUAUUUUUUACUACCAAAUUUUCAAAAAAUGACAAGGAUAAUAUGAAUUCAUUUUAUACAGCUUUUAUAAUAGGUUUUUUUAUUGAUCAAAUUGAACUGUUAAAAACAAUUAUAUUCGUUUCAAUACCAUCAUUUGGUUACUUUACUGAAUUUUAUCGUGAUAAUCCAAUACCACGUUAUACAAUUGGAGCAUUGGGUUAUGUUUGUACAUUUGCUUCACUUCUUGGAUCAUUUUCCUUGUCACUUAAUCGUUUAAUAGCUACUAUUUUUCCUUUUUUUUACAAAUUAAGAUGGUCAAAAUAUAGUAUACUAAUAAAUAUAUUUAUUCAAGUCAUAAUACCUAUAAUUGUUUUUCAUCAUAAAUAUGGUAAACAAGAUAAACUUAUAUUUGAUGGAAAUACUCAAAAAUGGGUUUACUCAUCAGAAAAUAGUGUAACAUCAAAAUAUAAUAAUACAGUAGCUACUAUCUUUAGUACUAUAAUUUUAAUUCUUCAAAUUUUAUUUAAUAUUAUUAAUUUUUAUAAAUUAUUAGUAUCAAAAAAAGACAAAAAUCAUAUGACGGAGUAUCGAAUUAAUUUAUCAUUAGUUGUAUAUUGUUUUGCAGCAACAUUAGGCAAUCUUACAAUUUCACUUCGUUAUUGGAUAAAAUUUAUAGGUUCAUAUCAAGGAAAUAUUUCUUUGAAAAAUUUUGGUCAAACAUUAGGUACUUGGACUUCAGUAAUUACAACCACAUCAGAACCAUACUUAUUAUUAAUUGUUAAUAAAAAUAUUAGAAAUGAUUUUUUUAAUUUUUGCAGAAAAAGAAAAACUAGUGUUGAUAUUGUAUCAAGUAAUACGAAUAAACCAAAAGUUAGUUAUUUAGAAUAA
This is a messenger RNA of Strongyloides ratti, 939 nucleotides long. RefSeq names its product 7TM GPCR, serpentine receptor class g (Srg) family-containing protein. The transcript has 2 exons. Gene Ontology annotation, molecular function: transmembrane signaling receptor activity. Lineage: Eukaryota; Metazoa; Nematoda; Chromadorea; Rhabditida; Strongyloididae. Gene Ontology annotation, biological process: sensory perception of chemical stimulus. The record is from RefSeq and is a predicted model, not a curated record. Gene Ontology annotation, cellular component: membrane. The coding region runs from base 1 to 939 and encodes 312 amino acids.